Messenger RNA from Aedes aegypti (yellow fever mosquito), 2792 nucleotides. RefSeq names its product nuclear pore complex protein Nup93. The coding region runs from base 247 to 2682 and encodes 811 amino acids. The transcript is spliced from 4 exons. Gene Ontology annotation, cellular component: nuclear pore. The record is from RefSeq and is a predicted model, not a curated record. Lineage: Eukaryota; Metazoa; Arthropoda; Insecta; Diptera; Culicidae. Gene Ontology annotation, biological process: poly(A)+ mRNA export from nucleus; protein import into nucleus. Gene Ontology annotation, molecular function: structural constituent of nuclear pore.
AGCUCUAAAUAGUAAACACUGCCGUUUAUUUCGAGCGCCGCAUCUUUGAGGCUUUUCUGCGGAGGAAAAAUAUUCAUUGCAAAUGGUGUAAAACAGUGCAAAUUUUACAAACAACUAGUGAAAAGAGCAAAUUAAAGUUCACUGCAUUGGCCAAUAGCGAAAUCGCUCUCAUCGAUAAUCCUUUUAGCCACCAAAAGGCGACCGUCAAUUUCAUCUCACCGAUUGAGGUUAGAAUCGCGCCCAGCCAUGGAUUUCAGUGCCCUCCUCCAGCAGGCCCAGAAGCUGACCCACGAAACGCAGGUUUCGGAUGAUUUGCCCCGGGUGGAACGCACCCUCCCCCAGGUGCUGCAGGCAACGCAGGAACUGCACUCACGGGUGUCGCAAACCGGGGCCCAGGACAUGCAAGCGCACAUCCUGCUGGGACACAAAGGAAUCGAUUUGCCGAAGAUUUCGCAAAAGCUGGAGACGCUGAGCUCGCGCAAAACGUUCGAACCGUUGGACCCGAUUUCCACCACCGACAUCCAGAGCUUCCUGAGGAACGAGAAGGAGAAUGCGAUCCUGUCGGUGAUCGAGGAAGUGCACAAGAACUCGUACCAGGCGGCCCAGAACCAGAAGUGGGAACACACCAUGAACGAUUGGAAGCUGGAGAAGGUGAAGCUGAUGAAUGCGCUGAUUGGCCCGUCGCAGAACUGGAUCGACAUCCGGAAGGGCCCGGAGCAGACGAUACUGAACGAGAGUACCUUUGGGGGGCGAUCGUCGCUGAACAACCAGGAGAUGGCUUAUGCCCGGGAGGUGUACGAAUAUAACAAGCUGGUCAAUGAGGGCGCGAUGCGGCCAUCGUUGGUUCAGCGGUUUGCCCAAGUGGCGGAGAGUUUCAACGAUUCCAAGGUGAACGACAUCUGGGAGAUCAUGAAGUACAUGACGAAUGUGACGCCAAGUCCAAGGACACAGGAUCCGUUGAGGGCCCGUUGCACCCAGGCGCAGUUCAUCGAGCAGGCGAAGCGAUACUUAGAGAAUCGGUACAAGCUGUUCAUGCAGACGGUCAUUUCUGAACAUCUGAGGGACGCCCAACGGGGUGGAAUUCCGAGCGUUCUGAAUCUGGUCGGAUCGUUUGUGGGAUUGAAGUUUGCCAAUCAGAACAAUUCCACCUUUAUUGGGCUGCAGGAUGGACACGUGGAGGGCAAACCCCUGUGGCCAAUGGUUUACUACUGUCUGCGGUGUGGAGAUAUUAAUUCGGCGCUGAAGUGCAUGCAGAUGGCCGGUCCUGGCCAUGACGACUUCAUUGCCAUCUUGGAGGAGAAGUGCCGGAAGCCCGGUCAGAAGAUCAAUCCCAAACUGGAGCUCCAAAUCCGGAUGCAGUACAAGCGUCAGAUCAGGAAUGCGAUCGAUCCGUACAAGCGGGCGGUCUACUGCAUCAUUGGGUGCUGCGACAUCCAGGAGCAGCACCCGGAGGUGGCCAAGAGCUCCGAUGAUUUUCUCUGGAUCCAACUGUCCUUGAUUCGUCCGGAAUCGGAUGAGAACUCCGAACACCUGACCUACUCGGCGCUGCAGGCCAUGAUUUUGGAACAGUACGGCGAGAAGCACUUCAAUGCCAACGAUCAGCCUCAUCUGUACUACCAGGUGCUGGCACUGACCGGGCAGUUCGAGGCGGGUAUCGAGUUUCUGGCGCGGUUUGACAAGUAUCGGGCUCAUGCCGUGCAUAUUGCGCUGGCGAUGAGCGAACUGCACAUGAUCGGAGGACCGCGGAAUCUGCAGGAACCUUUACUUUCGGUUGACAUCGAAGACCCGCAGCCCAUGCGUCGGCUCAACAUCGCCCGGCUGAUCAUGCUGUACGUGAAGAAGUUCGAAAUUACCGAUCCGGCCGAAGCCCUGCAGUAUUUCUUCUUCCUGCGCAACCUACGGGACACCGAGGGCCGCAAUCUGUUCCUGGUGUGCGUUUCCGACCUGGCCAUCGAGUGCCGAGACUUCGAUUUGCUGUUCGGCAAAAUGCAGCGCGACGGAAUCCGUUCCCGGGGGUUGAUUGACCAGUUCGAGAGCAGUCACAUCGACGCCAAGAUGGCCUGCGAGAUGAUUGCCGAGGAGUUCGUCAAGAAGGGCAUGUUCGAAGAUGCCAUCAAGCUGUUCGAUUUGGCGGGUAAUCAUGAGCAAGCGUUGCGCUACACGUCGAUCUUGCUAUCUCAGGUGGUUCAUCAACCGAGCAAAGCUGGAUCCCUUCGGGAACGACUCCAGCGGAUGGCAUUAGAAUUCACCGAACGUUACGCCGGGGCCGAAAAGAACUGCGAUCCACAGACGUGGUCCACGUUCAGUCUGCUGAAGGAGCUGGUGAUCUUCUUCGAUCACUAUCACAACCGUAACUACCAGCCGGCGUUGGAAGUUCUGGAGAGGAUCAAGCUGGUACCGCUCAAAAUGGCCGAUCUGGAGGCCUGUGUGCACAAUUUCAAACGCCUCGGAGGCGAAGUCUGCAAAGUCAUUCCGGAUCUGCUGCUGGCCACGAUGGACAUCGCGUACAACAAGUACAAAGUGCUCAAGGGCAAAGACGAUUUGAACGAACUGAAGUUGAAGCAACUGAACUACCUCCGCGAGCAGGCCAAGGCCUUGACCAACAUGGCAGCAACGGUACCCUAUCGGAUGCCAGGCGACACCAACAACCGACUGGUGCAAACGGAAAUUCUCAUGCACUAACAGCACAACAUCCGGAUGGCGUUCCUUUUCCACGAAUAAUUUUCCGUUUUUAUUGGCAACCCAAUUAUAGAUGUAACACAAAGCUAAAAUAAACCAACGUUGAAGAAGUC